Messenger RNA from Chrysochloris asiatica (Cape golden mole), 2277 nucleotides. It is a transcript of the gene RPS6KA2, whose product is annotated as ribosomal protein S6 kinase, 90kDa, polypeptide 2. Gene Ontology annotation, biological process: protein phosphorylation; intracellular signal transduction. The transcript has 23 exons. Gene Ontology annotation, molecular function: ribosomal protein S6 kinase activity; ATP binding; magnesium ion binding. The record is from RefSeq and is a predicted model, not a curated record. Lineage: Eukaryota; Metazoa; Chordata; Mammalia; Afrosoricida; Chrysochloridae. The coding region runs from base 1 to 2277 and encodes 758 amino acids.
AUGCCAAUCGCACAGCUGCCUGAACUAUGGAAGAAGAUAGAGGUGGAGCCCAUGGACAUUGAGACCAUCGAGGAGGACCUAAACCUGGACACAGAGUCCAUCACAGAAGAUACCACGGAAGACAACAAGGAGGACUCAGCCUCGGCAGAGACCAAGCCCGCCGCAGCACCAGAGGAAGAGGGCAUCGUGAAGGAAAUUGACAUCAGCCACCAUGUGAAAGAAGGCUUUGAGAAGGCAGACCCAUCCCAGUUUGAACUGCUCAAAGUCCUGGGACAGGGCUCCUAUGGGAAGGUGUUCCUGGUGAGGAAGGUCAAAGGGUCCGACGCUGGUCAGCUCUAUGCCAUGAAAGUUCUGAAGAAAGCGACCUUAAAGGUCCGGGACCGGGUCAGGUCCAAGAUGGAGAGGGACAUUCUGGCUGAAGUGAAUCACCCAUUCAUCGUGAAGCUACAUUAUGCCUUUCAGACGGAGGGGAAGCUCUACCUGAUCUUGGACUUCCUGCGGGGAGGGGACCUCUUCACCAGACUCUCCAAAGAGGUGAUGUUCACGGAAGAAGAUGUCAAAUUCUAUUUAGCAGAGCUAGCCUUAGCUUUGGACCACCUGCACGGGCUGGGAAUCAUUUACCGAGACCUGAAACCAGAGAACAUCCUCUUGGAUGAAGAGGGGCACAUUAAGAUCACAGAUUUCGGCCUGAGCAAGGAGGCCAUCGACCACGACAAGAGGGCGUACUCCUUCUGCGGGACCAUCGAGUACAUGGCACCUGAGGUGGUGAACCGGCGGGGACACACGCAGAGCGCAGACUGGUGGUCCUUUGGCGUGCUCAUGUUCGAGAUGCUGACGGGUUCGCUGCCGUUCCAGGGGAAGGACCGCAAGGAGACCAUGUCCCUCAUCCUCAAAGCCAAGCUAGGGAUGCCCCAGUUCCUCAGCACAGAAGCCCAAAGUCUGCUGAGAGCCCUCUUCAAACGGAACCCCUGCAACCGACUAGGUGCUGGCCUGGACGGCGUGGAGGAGAUUAAACGACAUCCCUUCUUUGUGACCACUGACUGGAAUAAGUUGUAUCGGAAGGAGAUCAAGCCUCCCUUCAAGCCAGCUGUGGGCAGACCAGAGGACACCUUCCACUUUGAUCCCGAGUUUACCUCAAAGACCCCAACAGAUUCCCCCGGCGUGCCCCCCAGUGCCAACGCGCACCAUCUGUUUCGAGGAUUCAGUUUUGUGGCAUCGAGCCUGGUCCAUGAACCCUCCCAGCACGAGUUCCACAAGGUUGCGGUUCAUCCUGUUGUACAGCAGUUACAUGGGAACAACAUCCACUUCACCGAUGGUUAUGAGAUGAAGGAGGACAUCGGCGUGGGCUCCUACUCCGUGUGCAAGCGAUGCGUGCACAAGGCCACCGAGGCCGAGUACGCUGUGAAGAUCAUCGACAAGAGGAAGAGGGACCCAUCGGAAGAGAUCGAGAUUCUCCUGAGAUAUGGCCAGCACCCAAACAUCAUCACCCUCAAAGACGUCUACGACGAUGGGAGGUACGUGUACCUGGUGAUGGAGUUGAUGCGGGGCGGGGAGCUUCUGGACCGGAUUCUGCGGCAGCGGUGUUUCUCGGAACGUGAGGCCAGUGACGUGCUGUGCACCAUCACCAAGACCAUGGAUUACCUGCACUCACAGGGGGUGGUGCACAGAGACCUGAAACCCAGUAACAUCCUGUACAUGGACAAGUCAGGAAACCCUGAGUCCAUCCGCAUCUGUGACUUCGGAUUUGCUAAGCAGCUGCGUGCUGAAAAUGGUCUGCUGAUGACACCCUGCUACACAGCCAACUUUGUUGCCCCUGAGGUCCUGAAGCGGCAAGGCUACGACGCAGCGUGCGAUGUGUGGAGUCUGGGGAUCUUGCUGUACACCAUGCUGGCCGGAUUCACCCCAUUUGCAAAUGGACCAGAUGAUACUCCCGAGGAGAUCCUGGCCAGGAUUGGCAGCGGCAAGUACGCCCUCUCUGGCGGGAACUGGGACUGCGUGUCUGACACAGCGAAGGAUGUUGUAUCCAAGAUGCUCCACGUGGACCCUCAGCAGCGUCUGACGGCCGUUCAAGUCCUAAAGCACCCCUGGAUUGUGAACCGGGAGUACUUAUCCCAAAGCCAGCUCAGCAGACCAGAUGUCCACCUGGUGAAGGGGGCCAUGGCGGCCACCUACUUCGCAUUGAACAGGACCCCGCAGGCGCCUCGACUGGAGCCGGUGCUCUCGUCCAGCCUGGCGCAGCGCCGCGGCAUGAAGAGACUCACGUCCACGCGCUUGUAG